UAAACACACUGUGAUUACAUUCUUUAGGAAAUUUACACAAUUUUUUAUUUUGAAACUGAGAUAUUUUCUGUGAGUCGGCAUGAAGCCAGCGGUGGUUCUGCUGGGCCUCGUCCUCCUGCUGGACGCCACCUUUGCUGCAGAAGAGUCCUGUGAAGGUCGCUGUGGCUCCUUUAGUGCUCAGACCAAAUGUCAGUGUGACUCCAUGUGUGUCUACUAUGGAAGCUGCUGUGGGGACUAUUACACCAUCUGCCCCAAAAAAAUUGCUCGGGGUGAUACCUUUGAGGAGACUGAGGAAGUGACAGAAAUAAUGACAAAUCUCAGCAACUACACCACAACUGCAAUGCCAACUUCAGACACCGCUACUCCAACCACCCCUGCCACUCCUCCCUCCACCACCACACAGGCACCAACGGCACCUGUAGAUCUGGACGCAGCGGCCUGCAGCGGUCGACCUUUUGAUGCUUUCCUUCAGCUGAAGAACGGGUCCAUCUAUGCAUUUAGAGGUGAAUAUUUUUUUGAGUUGGAUGAUAAGUCCAUACUUCCUGGUUACCCCAAGCUCAUCAAGGAUGUUUGGGGAAUCUCUGGGCCCAUCAGCGCUGCUUUCACACGCAUCAACUGCCAGGGAAAGUCCUACAUCUUUAAGGGGAACCAGUACUGGAGGUUUGACGGUGAUGUCUUGGAUGAGGACUAUCCAAGGGAAAUUUCAGUCGGCUUCAGUGGCAUACCAGCUGAUGUUGAUGCUGCGUUUGCCGUACCAGCACCGAGUCACCGGGGCAAAGAGAAAGCGUACUUUUUCAAAGGUGACAAGUACUACCAGUAUGAGUUCAAGCAGCAGCCUUCCCAUGAGGAGUGUGUCGAGAUGAGCAAGUCGUCCCCAUCUGUGCUGUUCACACAAUACACCAACCUCUUCUGUGAGAACAUAUUGGAGGAUCUCUUCACAGAGCUCUUUGGAGGCUCCUUGGGCAGUCACCACAGAGGCCCUCGUCUCAUCAGCAGGGACUGGCACGGCAUCAGGCCUCCUGUGGAUGCUGCCAUGGUGGGGCGAGUGUACCUCAGUCCCAAACCCACGCCGUCUUCUCCUCUGCUGAGGAGGCGCAGCAGCCGCAAGAGGAAGCCCAGCAAGAAGCGUGGACAGAGAAGAAGGCAGAGCCGCUUCGUAUUGGAUGAUUUGUGGUUUUACGAUGACUUGUUUGACUUCAGCGACUACAGCGACAUCAUUGAUGAGGACACCACGCAGGAGUACAAAAGCACCCCCGUUCAGAAUGUGUAUUUUUUUAAGAGAGAUAAAUACUACAGAGCGGCUCUGCAGACGAAACAUGUGGACAUUGUCAUCCCUCCUUACCCACGAUCCAUUGCAAAGUACUGGCUGGGCUGCGAGCGGGAAUACACACCUGAUGAAUCAAGAGCAGAGAAGAGAUAGACAGCUGAAGGAAUACAGACAAACCAGCUCUGAAUCCCAAACACAUCUCUUUGUGACUAGUAAAAUAUGAGCUAAAUAAUAAGAGCACCAGCUCUUUGUUGUAACAAUAUUUAGUUCAUUAUAAUGAGCUUUGAAAUACCAUCUUAGAUAGAAAUUGUGCAUGAGUUAAUAAACUUUAGAUUUCAGUGUGGUAAGUGUGUUAGUAUUGUUGUUCAACUAAUGCAGACAACAAGCACACACCUAAUGCAGGUGUGUAUCACAUGUACAUGCUUAAUCUUAAUAUUGACCUAAACCACAUUCCUACCUUGUAUUUUCACAAAUACUGAUACUGUGAGCAGACACAUAACUACACAUGCACAUACUGCCCUCUGCUGGUCAAUGUAUCUGUCUGCAUCCCUGUAAAAAUAAACGAUUGUUUGCUCCUG
Molecule: messenger RNA, 1845 nt
Organism: Stegastes partitus (bicolor damselfish)
Lineage: Eukaryota; Metazoa; Chordata; Actinopteri; Pomacentridae
Gene: vtnb
Product: vitronectin b
Exons: 8
Coding region: 80-1420 (446 amino acids)
Biological process (GO): cell-matrix adhesion; cell adhesion mediated by integrin; immune response
Molecular function (GO): integrin binding; scavenger receptor activity; polysaccharide binding
Source: RefSeq, a predicted model, not a curated record